Molecule: messenger RNA, 4008 nt
Organism: Porites evermanni
Lineage: Eukaryota; Metazoa; Cnidaria; Anthozoa; Scleractinia; Poritidae
Source: the annotation of a GenBank genome assembly
UCUGUUGCAGCCUGGGUGGGAUCGCUUGCGUUUGGUAUAAUGUUUUUCAUGGGACCGCUGGCCACCGCCCUGUGCGAUAACAUGGGAUGCCGGGUAGUCACGUGCGUUGGAGGUCUUCUCUCAUUUGUUGGACUCUUCACUACGUCAUACGUUACAAAUUUCGUUUUGCUGUAUUUCACCUAUGGCCUACUCUGGGGAGUGGGAACAAGUUUUUGUUAUUUCGCUUCUUUAGUCAUUUUACCCAUGCAUUUUAGAAAAUAUUUAUCAUUAGCUUACGGAAUCGCCAUUGCUGGAGCUGGACUGGGCGUUCCGCCGAUGACGUGGUUAAUUAAUCAACUUAUCGGAUAUUACAACUGGAGAGUGACAAUACGAAUUCUUGCGGGAAUCACGCUGCUCAUGUGUGCUGCAAGUCUGAGCUACGGUCAAAUUACUAUAUCGCGGAGGCUUUAUCUUAAACUAGACAAGAAAGAAUUAAUUAGAAAUUUACAUGGUGGUAUUCAUCACAAGCUUAAGUUACAUUUAUUGGAAUUUAUUACUUUAAACCCCUGGAACAACAAGGCGUUUGCGGUUUGGGCAGUUUCUUUGAGUUUUAUCGCGUUUGGAAACUUCAUACCGUUCGUCUUUUUGGUAAGUACAAAUUUCUUGUUUCGGUUCAUGGCAAAUGUUCCGAUAAAAGCGGUUGUUUACCAUUUACCAAACUUUUCCGCAAAAUCCGGUUGGGAAGUAAAUGGAACGCAACUUUUUAAUGGUUUCAGAGGAAAAUUUCCGGGAGCAACUGAACAUCGAAAAAGGUAGUGCUGUUUUUCCGGACGGAAUGUUCCAAACGAAAAUUUGUGUUCCAUUUCAAGCCAUUAUUGUUACCAGUUUCAGGCCUUGUUGGCUGUUUUAUAAAUGUAACUAAUUUGUACAAAUGGCUAAGGCGAUUCCGACACGAUAUUUACCAGUCUUGAAUCUUGCUAACCAUUUUCCCAGACCGUGAAUCGAGCGGUUUACCCAUGUAAAUGGUAAACAACCAGCCUCACGUUCAGUUGCAUACAGGUUGUUCGUUUUACUUUUUCUGUUGGCUAAUUAAGUUCUUUUUGAAGUCACUUUUUUUGUUCUCUCUCGCUUUCUUCAAACUGGUGUGACAUCCUCAAUACAGUAGGUAGUCACUUGUGUGAUUUCUUUCUUCGCGCAAUGGCGACACAACACACGGUCCUUCGGCGGGGCGGUGCUUCGUCUUUUUCGAGAAGCGCGGGAAAACGGGUGGAACUAGGUUCUGUUUAGAUCAUGUUCUCAUUGGUCGAGAAAGUGGCACGCGAUCUUUAAUCCAAUCACAGAAGUUACGAUACAAAAUGAAAGAAAUCACAAAGGUGCGAGUGGAAUCAAAUAAAUUACAAUAGAAAUACAUUAGUCUAACACACAACUCCUUCGCAAACAUUACAAAGUUAGAACAUGGCAAUCGGUAACUGCGUGCUUUCACACUUGUGUUUGAAUUUUUCACUUUCAUUAAGACACCUAGCAAAUGCAAUUACUGCAAGCGCAAGCCAGGAGAAAGAGGGGUGUAACCGAGAGCCAUAAUGUGGCGGUAUAACCCCUUUCGGAUGUUGCCCUAAGACUCUUCAUUAAAGCGAGGCCUAGUGCAUAACUUUCAAUAAUGAAAAUGAGUUUAUUUGCGCGUGAACGAAAUCUUAUUUUCAUAUGAAAAGAUAAGCGCCGGGACUCGCUUUGAUGGACUGGUGUUGUACACUGAGUAUUAACAUUUCUUGUGUCCCUUUUGCGUUAACUUUUUUUCUUGUCUCACGGUCAAGACAGAACUAGAGAAGUGCGGCGGUUACAGCAAAACCUGUACUAGGGGGAGAGUCCGCUUAAUUAUUCAUACCCGUCUUACAUAAAAGAUAUGGAAGAAAAUCUUGGAACCUACCCGACUGCUUUCAGAGUGUUGGCUUAAUAAGGUUCCUAGUUUCUUUUAGCGCUAGGGUGUAACCGUUGUGAAGGUGAAAGUUGUUCUUGUGUUUCAACAGAUCAGCAUAGCAAAUGAUAUAGGUAUUCCAAGUUCCAAGAGUGCAUUACUCAUUGGUUUCCAGGCUAUCACGCAAACAGCUUCCCGGAUAGUGUUCGGGAGACUGGGAAGCAGUCCGCGAAUAGACAGAGUCACGUCAGUUCAAAUCAUUGGCCUUGUGCUGGCUAUUAAUGCCACUCUCUUUCCAUUAGCAAGGACUUACUCAUCUUUGGUGGUGUAUGUUGUUGUGUUUGGCUUGUUUGAUGGAUGUCUAGCCGUCAUGUUCGGGAUGGGAACAUUGUAUAUUGUUGGAGAGAAACUGGUAGGUCGGGCCUUUGGAAACCUUUGCUUUGCGGCCGCAAUCGGAAACUUACUUGGUCCUCCUGUGGCAGGUUGGUAUAGUGUUUUAAAAUUCAUUGUCUAAAUUUACUCGACAACCUGUGAGCAUAGCCACUUUUUCUCAAGAAACACAACAACUUGCAUGUCUCGCCAUAAUUCAAGGUGGCUACUCGACUUGUACCCCCAGACAAUCCCAGAAAUGAGCGCGUGCUUAGUUUGGGUCCCAGGCUAUAACUCUUUUCCGAAGUGAGCUAUAAGGACGUGCAAUCGGCAUUAUUGGCCUCAUGUAAGGGGAUCCAAGACAGCUGUGGAUUCUGGAUUCCACGCCAUGAAUUCCGGAUUCCGGAUUCUCUGUCAGUGAAACUUGGAUCCCGAAUUCCUAGAGCUGUUUUCCAGAUUCCAAAGCCCAGGAUUCCGGAUUCCAAUUAUAACAAAAUGACCAGACAACCGUGACGCAGCCCCUGUCCAGUUGUACGAAGUGGACUAUGUGGAAUGACAACGAGAACGAGAUUUUCUUAAUACUGAGUAUUGCUCACACGUGAACCAGCGUCAUUUUGGGGGGAAAACGUGAUAGCCGUCGUUAUUCUACUACGAGUUUUAACGAGAAUGUCGUAGUUGCGGGAACAAGUUGUCAAAUGUUAGAAGUUUUAGCAUUUUGCCAUCGGGAGAGGUCUUAACCUCCUUCAAUAACCGGAUAACAGUGCUAACUUUUCUGGUUGAAAAAAAGUACAAUGAAGAAUUCCGGACUGUUAUCGAUUUUUAGUCAAUAUUUAAUCAGUUUAUGUUAAAGCGGCCUAAAGAUAAUCAGUAAGUAUUAGCAUUAGUGUGAUCUAAAAAUCUCAAAUCAAAAAUUUAAGUCUUAAACUAUGUCGGGACUUGUAACAUAAAAUUUCUCUUUUCUUCUCUUCAUUGCAGGAUUUAUCUUCGACAAAUUCGGAAAAUAUGAUAUCGCAUUCUUUCUUUGUGGAGCAAUUAUGACUUUCGGAGUGUGUUUGCUGUUUUUUGUUCCAUGGUUAAUGCAAAGAAAACCCGAAUCGUGUAGCGAAGAAAGCGUAAUGAUUCUAAACGAUCGAGAACACAUCAAGAGAUCCACUAGUUACGGGAAAACGCCGAGGAUGAUUUUCAGUUACCCCACUGAGGCCGCAUUUUUUUCCAGUAGAAAUCACCAUGACAGUGUAUUACAGCACAGCGUCUCCAUGGCAGUGCUGAGACAAAGUGACACGCCACCUUUAAUGAUGUCUGCAAUGUAUCGCGCAUGGUCAGCCGCUGCCCAGUUGCAUUGUACGGACUCGCUAAAUGGCUCGUCCGGAUAUGAGAGCGACUACAAUAGGGACACGACAUCGUCGCAAUCGAGUGAAGUGGUCGACAAAACAAUGGAAAGCAAGUUUGGUUCUGUGACUAUAAUAACACCAGCUAUGAGCUUUGAUGAUCUAGAGGUCGUUGUGCAAAAUGAAAGACUUAUGAAAGGAGUCUGGAAAGCUGGUUCUAUAGACAUGUUCAGUGUAUUGUUUGAAACUUCGCUAGAAAAUGAAGUUGUCAGUCCUCAAAAGUCAGGAAUUGAGAAUGGUAACCAUAAGAAAGAAUCAUUGACUGUUAGCAACACAAGAACAACAACAAAUGGCGUUAGUCUUUUGUGGGGGGAAUACAUUUUAACCAAUUUUGACUCUUGCCGAGAAACAACUAUAUAA